UGAGUUCGAACUCAAAAGCGAUUGGACAGUUGAAAAGGUUCCCUCGUAAGUCUCAAUUUGAUGCUCUUGAAUUGAUUACACAACGUACACUUAUUUCUCAACGUGUUAGUGAAUUAUUAACAGAACGUGCUGCUCAAUUUGGUUUAUUACUUGAUGAUAUUUCAAUUACGGAACAAAGUCGUCAAGCAAAUGUUAUUGCAGUAGAAGGUGAUGCUCGUACAGCUGAUUUAAUUGGCAAAGCUUUAGAUGAAGCUGGUGAUGGUUUGAUCGAACUUCGACGAAUUGAAGCCGCUGAAGGCAUUGCAAAUCAAUUAUCAAAACCAAGAAAUAGCGUCUAUUUACCACAUGGUCCUCAAAUGUUACUUAACAUUACUGGUGCUGUGCAAUAA
Messenger RNA from Rotaria sordida, 389 nucleotides. The record is from the annotation of a GenBank genome assembly. Lineage: Eukaryota; Metazoa; Rotifera; Eurotatoria; Philodinida; Philodinidae.